Tripterygium wilfordii is the source of this 1409-nucleotide messenger RNA. RefSeq names its product trihelix transcription factor ASIL2. Gene Ontology annotation, cellular component: nucleus. Gene Ontology annotation, molecular function: transcription cis-regulatory region binding. Lineage: Eukaryota; Viridiplantae; Streptophyta; Magnoliopsida; Celastrales; Celastraceae. The record is from RefSeq and is a predicted model, not a curated record. The transcript has 2 exons. The coding region runs from base 303 to 1352 and encodes 349 amino acids.
UUUUAGAGAAAGAUAGGAAUCCAGAUAAAGACCAGAGAAAAGAAAAGAUGUUGAGAUAUUAGACCCCUAAAAUUAGGUAGUUGAAGAGGUUAAAAUUAGUUAAACAACCAUUUUCACUGCGCCGCAUGCACAUUUAGCAGGUCUGCUUGUCGACCUUUCUCGUGUUCAUUGUCCGAAUAUAUGAAAUAAAAGACCCGGGAGGCGGGAAAUUAGGGUUUCUCAUUCGUCCCAAACUUCGAAUUUUCACGGACAGUUUUUGUGUAGAUCAUUUUGUCUCUAAUUUUCGAUUUUCUGGUGUAUGCAUGGAUGACAUGGAGGAUGAUGCCAGGUACCCACCUAAACCCUACUCGUUCAAUCGCCAAAAGCUUCCCUCGUAUCCCCAUCGAGCCUCCAGUCGUUACGAGGACAAUCGAUUCGGCAUGUACAAUGAACAGAACGACCCGGAUGAAUACGACAUCGAUUAUGAAGAUGACGAUGACGAGGGAGACGAGGACAUCGACGCCUCCUCAAAUGUCUAUCGCCACAAUUUCGAAGGGAGUCACGAUUUCAGGCGAUACCCAAAGCGGCAAAAACUGAAAAACUCUGUGGAUAACUUCCAAUUCGUGGCGAGAAGCACGAAAUCAUCCUUCGGGGACCGUAAUUCGGGAUCCAAUUGGAGCGAGGAUGAGGAGUUCGUGCUUUUAGAGGCGUGGGGUGACAAAUUUCUGCAAUUUGGGAGGAGCCUGAGGUCGGAGGACUGGGUCGAGGUGGCGGAAAAAGUAACGGAAGAGACUGGUUCUCGGAGAACAGAAGCUCAAUGUAGGAGCAUAUUGGAUUCAUUAAAGAGAAAGUAUAGAAAGGAGAAAUCGAAAAUGGAGCAAAUGGGGAUCAAUGGUAGCAAAUGGCGUUUCUUCAAGAAGUUGGACAUGUUGUUGGGGUUUUCAGGGAUAAAAGAGUGGAAUGGUGGUUUAGCUUGUGGGGUUGAUUCAGGUGAGUUUGUGUUUAUGGAUACACGUGUGUAUUUGGAGCGUGCAAAUGGGUUUGAUGAAAUGAGGGACAGUCCCGUAGAUUCAGAAGGGGAGAUGGAGAAUGAGGACGGGGAUGUGCUUUCAAGUAAAAGGUGUGAGGAUUCAUCUUUGAGGGUGUUGGCAGAUUCAGUGGAGAAGUUUGGGGAGAUAUAUGAGAAGAUAGAGAGUAGUAAGAGGGAGCAUAUGCUGGAGUUGGAGAAGAUGAGGGAGGAUUUCCGUAGGGAGUUGGAGUUGCAAAAGAAGCAGAUUUUGGAGAAGGCUCAGACCGAGAUUGCAAAAAAUAGGGAUGCCAAUGAUAAUGAUGAGGAUACAGAUGAUGAUUCUGCAGAGAAUCUCAGUGAUUAAUAUUUUCUUCUUGCAGGAUGGCUGAGCUAACAAGAUGAGUCAGUUCUAUAGAUAAGU